Messenger RNA from Suillus bovinus, 1551 nucleotides. RefSeq lists its product as uncharacterized. The record is from RefSeq and is a predicted model, not a curated record. The coding region runs from base 1 to 1551 and encodes 516 amino acids. The transcript is spliced from 8 exons. Lineage: Eukaryota; Fungi; Basidiomycota; Agaricomycetes; Boletales; Suillaceae.
AUGGCCACCAUGCCUUCCAAUCCAAUUAGUGUGCUGCAAUCCAGUGUGCCUGGUACGAUCAAGGCCCUUGGGUUGUCUUUUUCCCAUGCUGAUCUUAUGGCAAUGGGUUAUUUUGGUAGCGAUAACACCAUGCAGAACUCAUUUCCCCCUGCAUUCGGCUCAUCAGUGCCUUCAUUCACUGACACCAGCAACACUAUUGGGGGACACUAUGACCAAUAUGACAUGCACCCAUGGAAUCUCGCCAAUUCUCAUUCACAGGGGUGGGAGAUGCGUAGCCUGUCCUCCUUCUUGAGCUCUCUAAUCUCUGCUGAGCACAGCACCACGACCACAACUGAGCAGGAUGAGGCCCUUCCUCAGUUCACUUGUCAAUUGCCCAUUCUUCCAGCAGCAAAUGCUCCUUCUCCAAUUGAGGGCACACAGGAUCUUGCUAACACCACUGGUGCUGGUCUUGCUAAGUCAAAGCGCAAAUUGAAGUCGAAGCCCCCAGCUACCAAAGUCAAAUGCAAUCCCACUAUGGAGCCCACCCCCACCAUCGCACCCACAAACACUGCAAAACCCAAGGCCAAACCAAAAGCAAGACCUGUUGUGAAGUCUGGGGUGAUGAUGGAGACCCACACUGCUGUGGAUGAAGGCAAUACCUUGGUUCACUCGACUGCCCUCAAUACUACCACCGUGAAACAGAAUCCUGUAGCUCAAUGUGCAUCAAAACAAAUUCCAAUCAAAUCCAAGCAGAAUGAUGUUGCUGACGCCAUUGGGUCAGAUGGUCUGACAUUCGUUGGCAUUGGUAAGGAAAACCCAUCUGUUUUGGAGGAUGUUGGGGCAACACCCAAGUUGACAAAGUGUCCCACUAACUCGACCAUGGAGGGCGUGAUUCCUGCAAAAAAUCAGUUAGAUUGGUCACUGUGCUACCCAAAACACUGUUUCAAAACUGUGCAAGUGUCCAGGGGGAGUGGAGGGCAGUCAGUGCACCAGGAAAACAUCAAAUGCAGCUGCGGGCCUGCAAGAGGGAUUCGAGCACAGUGUAUGGUGUUUACAGCAACAGCAGGGCACAAAACAGAGCAAAAUCGCAAAACGGCAACUGAAUGGCAACAGUGGGCACAGGACAAUGCGCAAUGGGAGAUGGCAUGCGAGAACAUGAGGGCACAAGAAGGCAAGGGCAUGACAAGGCAGGGGUGGGUGGGAAUCGUGGGAUGCAUCAGAAAGACGGAGGGGAUGCAGCAGGUAGACAGAGGGGAGAUGCAUCACAAAGUGGAGGGGAUGCAUCAGAAAGCAGAGUGGAUGACUGGAGUAAAGGAGGACAUCAAUUUUUUGUCGCUUGCUUACUCCCCAGUCUACCUUCUCCAUCUCAACUCCCUGCAGCGGUUUGACGAGCAGACUGCUGCUUACAAACUGCCCGGUAAAAUUGGUGUCAAUCUUCUUGAUGUUGCUUGGAUGCAUGCUGGUAUGGAUCCAUUCAUGGCAGCAGUGACUAUCGAUAGCUUCACAGAUGACGUUUUUGAUGAAGCUAUUCGAGAGCACAAAGACAAGGCUCAAGAAGCACAAGAAUUCUGA